Molecule: messenger RNA, 3429 nt
Organism: Aspergillus ibericus CBS 121593
Lineage: Eukaryota; Fungi; Ascomycota; Eurotiomycetes; Eurotiales; Aspergillaceae
Product: ATP-binding mismatch repair protein PMS1
Exons: 4
Coding region: 10-3117 (1035 amino acids)
Biological process (GO): mismatch repair
Cellular component (GO): MutLalpha complex
Molecular function (GO): mismatched DNA binding; ATP-dependent DNA damage sensor activity; ATP binding
Source: RefSeq, a predicted model, not a curated record
UGGCAUGCCAUGAACAUGGCGACCAUCAAGGCCAUCGAGGCCCGCUCGGUCCAUCAAAUCCAAUCCGGUCAAGUGAUCGUCGACUUGUGUUCCGUUGCGAAGGAGCUCGUGGAAAAUAGUCUUGAUGCGGGUGCUACGUCUAUUGAGGUCCGAUUCAAGAAUCAUGGGUUGGAUUUGAUUGAAGUGCAAGAUAACGGGAGUGGGAUUUCGCCGGAGAAUUAUGAGAAUGUUGCGCUCAAGCAUUACACGUCCAAGCUGUCCUCCUACGAUGAUCUCGCCCGGUUGCAUACCUUCGGUUUUCGCGGCGAAGCGUUAUCGUCGCUUUGUGCGCUAUCGGACUUUCGUGUCAUCACCGCGCAGGCGAAUCAGGCGCCUAAGGCAACACGUCUCGAUUUCGAACACUCUGGAAAGUUAAAAAAGACACAGAUAGUGGCGGGGCAAAAGGGUACCACGGCUUCAGUGGAGGGUCUGUUCAAAGGACUACCGGUGCGACGACGGGAGCUGGAAAAGAACAUCAAGCGCGAGUAUGGCAAGGUUUUGAACCUUCUACAUGCGUACGCCUGUGUCAGUACGGGCGUGCGCUUUGGGGUCAGGAACUCGGUGGGGAAGACCCGGAAUGUCGUGGUCUUUAGUACCAAUGGCAAUCAGACGACGAAGGAGAAUAUCGCCAAUGUCUAUGGUGCGAAGACGCUGUUGGCUUUGAUUCCGCUUGAUUUGGCUCUGAAGUUUGAGCCGUCUGCGGUUGGGAGACGCGCCGCUGGGUCGGGAGAGAUGAAUAAGAUCGCGGUGCGCGGUCAUGUCUCUCGACCGGUGUUCGGAGAGGGGAGACAGACGCCGGAUCGUCAGAUGUUCUUUGUGAAUUCCCGGCCGUGUGGGUUGCCGCAGAUUGCAAAGGCUUUUAAUGAAGUGUACAAGUCGUUCAAUGUCUCGCAGUCGCCGUUUGUGUUUGCGGAUUUCCAAAUGGAUACGAAUGCCUACGAUGUCAAUGUGUCGCCUGAUAAGCGGACGAUUCUGUUGCAUGAUGCGGGGGCAUUGAUCGAGUCUCUGAAGGACUCUCUUACCCAGCUGUUUGAGUCGUCGGAUCAGACGGUUCCUCAGUCACAGGUGGUUGGUUCCAAGCCGGGUACUAAACAGCGCUUGGGAAGUUUGCAAUCUCAGAUUCCUAGCCGGCCUUCAGUGGACGAUGCGGACUCGGAACCCGAGGAUCAGGAACCUGUUGGUAGCCAGGGGGCUGGAAAGGAGCAGUCUAGCUCUCAGGAUAGGAUGAAGAGCUUCUUGAGCGGCCUUGGUGCCUGCGAAAGCAAACCGAUGUCUUCCCCGGCAGAUCCUGGUGCAUCAGACGUACAAGAACAGCCAGCAUGUUCACCACCUCAAACCCAGGAUGAAUCUGUCGAGGACAACGAGCUCUUUGUAAGGCAGAGCACACCAGCCGAAACAUUACCUCCCACACAGGAUGAAAGCAGCCAACCCGUCGAAGAGGCCACACAGCAGCAUGAAGACCACUCACCUCAGGACAGUGCUCCUGAACCCUCGACGCAGGUAGUCGACCCCUUGGAGGAGACUCCUAAUACAAUCCAGAAUGCGUUUGAUCGGAUGCGACCAAGACGGGUACCUGCUGAGAUGGCUACAAUCACUAUUGGCAAUAAGACUGUUACGUCCAUGAUAGGGAGUGGAUUGCCCAAAAAGCGAUCCGUGGGUGCUGAUGAUGCUGUUGGCACUACGGCCCGCAAGAGACGGAUACACACGCCUUCUCGUCCUAGUAUAUUUGGCAAACACAUGAGGGAUUUUGCUGCUCCAGGGACACACGUAGAGCCCGAGAGUGAAGCCGAGGAAGACGAAGUGAUGGAAGAGGUAGAGGGAAUUGAGAGCGAAGUGGAAGAGUAUGAAGAGGGUAUUGAAGAGAUUGAGGACGAGGCAGAUGAUGGUUCUCAGCCUUACGCUCCGUCAGAGCAUGAUAGCGACCGAUCACACGAAGAUGUUGGCGGAGAGGACCGUAACCAGGAGGCUGACAAUGAUGAACCCAGCUCUCAACCUGGCUCGCAGGAGAUGGACGAAGAGGAGAAAAGGCGCCAUGAAGAAGCCGAAGUGGAACGGCUCAUCCAGGAAGCGGAGAAUACAGCAUUGCCACAGGGCAACAAUAUCCACCGUGCGAAUAAAAUGAACAAAGGAGCUGCUCACCGUGAUUCCACCGUUCAACUGAUGAGCACGAUCGAUGGGUCUCUUUCUAAGAUACAGUCGCAGCUGGGGAAACUGCAGGACAGUCUCCGCCAUUGGGAGAAUUCCAGUUCACACGACGAGCCUGAGACUGAGCCGGAAACGGCCGAAGAACGACUAUCGCUGACUGUGAGCAAGGAGGAUUUUGCCAACAUGCGGAUCAUCGGUCAAUUCAACCUGGGGUUCAUCUUGGCUACCCGAUCUUCCACUGGUGAUGCGGGCGCUGGGUCGUCCGAUGCCAAAGAUGAGCUCUUCAUCAUCGAUCAGCAUGCCUCGGACGAGAAGUUCAAUUUCGAACGUCUGCAGGCGGAAACUAUCGUACAGUACCAGCGGCUGGUCCAGCCGAAACGCCUGGAUCUCACCGCCGUGGAGGAAGAGAUUGUCAUCGAGAACCAAGAAGCACUGGAGAAGAACGGCUUUAUUGUAGAGGUUGACGAAAGCGGAGACGAGCCGAUCGGCCGUCGAUGCAGGCUGCUCUCGCUGCCCUUGAGCAAAGAGGUGGUCUUUGGUGUUCGGGAUCUGGAGGAGCUGAUUGUUCUGUUGUCGGAGACGCCCAGCCACGCCUCCAGGUCCGCCUCGGACGUGUACAUCCCUCGUCCGAGCAAGGUGCGGAAGAUGUUUGCCAUGCGGGCAUGCCGGUCGAGCAUCAUGAUCGGCAAGAACUUGACGGUCAAGCAGAUGAAAAGGGUGGUGACGAAUAUGGGGACGAUCGAUAAGCCGUGGAAUUGUCCCCAUGGCCGGCCAACCAUGAGACACCUCAUGAGUUUGGGGCAGUGGAAUGAGUGGGAUGAAUUUGGUGAUUCCAGAGAGGAUGAAGAACAACCGGCAGAGGAUCGGUUGGAUAUUUGGAGGGAAUACUUCCAGGAAGUGGCCGGGCCUGAGCCCGAUGAUGAGUCUGAGUAGAUGGCAUGGAUAGGUUUUGGAUGGCCAUUUACAAUUUGGAUUGGACAUGUUGGGUAAUGUCUUAUUAUACUUUUUGGUCAUUUCGCUGGAGCUAUGGCUUCUGGAUAGCAUUCAUCAUAUAUAAUUUCCAGAAGACAUGACCUGACAUACACCUCAUAAUAAGUAGACAAAUACAUCACCACCACUUGAGCCAACCAGUGCUUUUCCCCGCCUCGUUACCUCCCUCACUCUCUCCUUCUCCUUCUCCUUCUCCUUCAUGCUCAUCCCGAUUCCUAAUCCCGUCAUCCUUCCCCUUCCCUUUCCCUAUACCAG